This is a messenger RNA of Dioscorea cayenensis subsp. rotundata (Guinea yam), 663 nucleotides long. Its product is annotated as heterogeneous nuclear ribonucleoprotein 1-like. Gene Ontology annotation, cellular component: nucleoplasm. The record is from RefSeq and is a predicted model, not a curated record. Gene Ontology annotation, molecular function: RNA binding. Gene Ontology annotation, biological process: regulation of gene expression. NCBI's taxonomy places the organism in Eukaryota, Viridiplantae, Streptophyta, Magnoliopsida, Dioscoreales, Dioscoreaceae.
AUGGCCUCCAGAUCAAGUCGUGGAGAUUCUAGGAACAGUGAGCUCGAUAGUGCUUCCCAGUGGAAGAUCUUUGUUGGUGGUCUCCACAAGGGUGCCAAUAAUCGCUUAUUCAGGGAGCAUUUUGAAAAAUGUGGUACAAUUGAUGAUUAUGUGAUAAUGAGAGACAAACAUACCAUGCAGCCUAUAGGGUUUGGCUUUAUAACGUAUGUUGAUCCUUCUGUUGUUGAUAAAGUCAUGGGGGAUACCCAUGUCAUCCUCAGAAAACAAGUUGAGAUUAAAAGAACCAUUUAAAGAGCAUUUGCCAAGGACUUCAAAACAAAGAAGAUCUUUGUUGGUGGAAUAGCAUCCUCUAUUAUGGAUGAUGAAUUUAAGAAUUUCUUCUCCAAAUAUGGCAAAGUCCUAGAACACAAGCUAAUAAUGGAUUACUCUACUAAUCGUUCUCAUGGUUUUGGAUUUAUAGUUUUUGACAGCGAGCAAGUUGUAGAUGAUUUGUUAGCUAAGGGAAAUAUGAUUGAUCUAACCGACAGUCAUGUAAGUGUUUUGUGGUGUAUCAUUGCUGCAAUAGUGUCUACUUGGAUUUUUGCUGUGUCAAAGUCUAAAACAACACAAAUGUCCUCUAGAGUCGGGAAGAUGCACCCCUCAGAAUUAUUUUUUGACUUCUAA